Molecule: messenger RNA, 2608 nt
Organism: Suricata suricatta (meerkat)
Lineage: Eukaryota; Metazoa; Chordata; Mammalia; Carnivora; Herpestidae
Product: keratin-associated protein 10-7-like
Exons: 7
Coding region: 965-2608 (547 amino acids)
Biological process (GO): translation
Cellular component (GO): keratin filament; ribosome
Molecular function (GO): structural constituent of ribosome
Source: RefSeq, a predicted model, not a curated record
ACCGAGGACUCCCCGCUGCCCCCGGAGCACCCCCACCUCUGCAGCAGUGCCCUCAAACCCCCACGCUGCACCCGCUUGGAACACCACCUCCCGACCCCUCUGCAUCACCCAGGCGCCAGCCCCGCAUCGCCCCCACACAGGGGCCCCCAAGCCUCCCACCGCACCCCCGCCACUCUCCACCUGCUGGGCCUGCUUUCCUUUCUGGGACUCGCCCUCUCUGUAAUUAUUUCACACACUGAUUUUUAUGCACUCGUUACUCAUUGUCCCGGAAGGCUCGUGAGGCUGGGACAUGUCUACAGCCAGCCCAAAGUAUAUGUUUGUUGCACAAACAAAUCAAUUAUUACGAAGACUACUGUAAGGCAGAAGUCGGUUGCCUUCUAGAAGGGAGGAUAGUAAAUAUUUCAGGCUGUGCAGUGACCACUUCGCACCAUAGAGCAAACCCUAGACAGCACGUGAGCAAAUGAGCUUCGCUGUUGCCAAUAAAACUUUAUUUACAAAACGGGCAGUGGGCCAGAUUUGUCCCACAGACGUCUCUGCUUCCCAGCUCCCAGAUCCCACUUUAAUGUUUUCCUGUGUGAAAUAAAAGCGCAAAGUACGCCAUCGCCCCGAGGUCUCCACCGACGGCAGAAAGUAAAGGACACGGUGCGGAGUCGAACCAGCGGCGCUAUGGGCACAGGAGUGGCCUGGGGAAAUACACAGACCCCGCGUCAGGUCACACCAGGACAUCCUGUUUACAGAAACCGGCCUCUAAGCUAAACGUGCUUACGGUGGUGCGUGACGCAGGGGAGGGCGUCCCCAGACAGGCAGGUGUUGGGGAGACGCAGUGAAGACGGCGACGAGGAAGUCUGCAGCUGUGCCCCAGGGUCGCCCGGAUGCCCGCGGCCCCGUAUAAAGGCCGCCAGGGGAAGGAGCCUCCAGACAUCACCGCCUCCUCCCUCCCGACACCAGCCCGCCCCACGCCGACAUGUGCCACACCAGCUGCCCCCCGGGCUGCCAGGCGUCCUGCUGCUCCUCCAGCCCCUGCCAGGCGUCCUGCUGUGUGCCUGUGAGCUGCAGACCCACUGGAGACGGGCCCCAGGACCUCAGCCCACAUGGCAGCCUCUCCUCCAGCCUGUCCCCCCGUUCCUCCCUGAGGCCACCCCCAGGACAGGCACCCCCAGAGCCAGAGGCCCAGGCCAUUGAGGGUGUGCAUAUCCGGAAAGCCACCAAGUAUCUUAAAGAUGUCACUCUGCAGAAGCCGUGCAUGCCGUUCCGACACUACAACGGUGGAGUUGGGAGAGCAGCUGGUCGGAGACACGUGGUCAGAAGGCAGCACGGGGAGCUGGCGCAGACGGGCCUGCAGACCAGGGUGGGGCAGCUCCCGGACGACUGGCAGGAGGGCUGGCAGCACCCGGAGGACUGGCAGGAGGAGACACACACAGGCUUGCAGCUCACGGGCACGCACACAGCGGGUCUGCAGCUCACGGGCACGCACACGGCAGGCCUGCAGCUCACGGGCACGCAGCAGGACGCCUGGCAGCCCGAGGGGCAGCUGGUGUGGCACAUGUCGGCGUGGGGCUGGGCUGGAGUCGGGAGGGAGGCGGCGGUGAUGUCUGGAGGGACGCCCCGAACAGCCUCGGCCCACGGGAAGGUUCCGGGGCGGACGCUCGGAGGUGGGGAGGCUCUGUCUCCGUCCGAGUGUCCCAGCCGCUUCCGGCUGGAGGUCACGCAGCGGCCGACGCACGGGAAGGACUCGGCGACCGCUGGCCCACAGCACGAGCGUGGACGGAGGCGCGGCGGCCCCGCGGUCAGCAGCCGGAGCCCCACGCUGUGGACGCAGCAGCUGGAGCCUCGGCCACACCUGCCGCUGCCGCCCCACCGCCCCGCCAUGGCCGCCUCCACCCUGUCCCUCUGCUCCAGCGACCUGAGCUACGGCAGCCACGUCUGCCAGCCCGGGGCCUCCGACUCCUGCCCCGACUCCUCCUGGCAGGGGGAGGACUGCCCGGAGAGCUGUGAGCCGGCCUGCUGCGCCCCUGUGUGCUGCACCCCUGUGUGCUGCAAGCCCGUCUGCUGCACCCCUGUCUGCUGCACCCCUGUCUGCUGCAAGCCCGUCUGCUGUGAGGACUCCCCCUGCACAGACUCCUCCUGCUGCCAGUCCUCCUGCUACGCCACCUCCCGCUGCCAGGGAGCUGGCUGCACCCCUGUGUGCUGCAAGCCCAUCCUCUGUUCGCCCGUCUGCUGUGAGGACUCCCCCUGCACAACCUCCAACUGCUGCCAACAGUCUAGCUGCACCUCCUCCCCCUGCCAGGGAGACUGCUGCACCCCUGUGUGCUGCAAGCCCGUCUGCUGCACCCCUGUCUGCUGCAAGCCCGUCUGCUGCACCCCUGUGUGCUCUGGGCCCACCCAAUACUCAGGUUCCUCCUGUGGCCAGCCCAGCCACUGUUGCAGACCCUCCUCAUGCGUGUCCCUGCUCUGCCGCCCCGUGUACCCCCGCCCCGCCUGCUGCGCCCCUGCCCCCUCCUGCUGCACCCCUGCCUCCCGCUGCCAGCCCAGCUGCUGCCGCUCUGCCUCGUGCGUGUCCCUGCUCUGCCGCCCCGUGUGCUCGCGCCCCGCCUGCGGCUGCCAGUGA